AGGAGGCGACAUGACAGCAGCUAGCGGAGCAGGGCUAGGACAUAACGGUCUGUCACAAACACACCCAUGUCCCGCUAUUCAGUGACAACAUUUUUAAACAGGGUGAUAAUAAGUUUCGAUAAUAAUUAAAGUAGGUUUACACGCAUAUUAUUGAUACGUUUAUUGGAUUAAGAUUAAAACAGCGUUACUUCUGAAUUGUAUGCAAAGUUGAUCAACUUUAUAUAGCAAUUUUUUUUUUUUUUUUUUGCUAUGACAAUGAUUUGUGGUGUUAUAGCUGAGAACAGGGAGAGCAUCUCAAUGCUAGUAUUGACACCAGAGUUUUAUUGAGUCACAUUUGAACACGGUUUGUGAGAUGUUUGCUUUUUAAAAGCCUAUUAAAUAUGCGUGACGUCAGAGAGGCACUGGUCUGUUUGAACAUGGACACGCCCACCGCCUCACACUGGGCUUUGGCAUAACCGCCUUCUGAGAGGAGUACAGGGGGAUGUUCAGGUCCUCCUCCGGCAGUUCGCUUUAGCUGUAGCCCAUAAAGUCCGUGCUGGUAUCUAUCACACCCUCACACACACUCUUACACUCUCUCUCUCACACACACAUUGCUGUCCCGUUACUCGGUGUUGGAGAGUUUGGUGUUUUCCCUGUGCUAGAAGGCUAACUCAAACUUACACAUCGGACACCUGAGCGCGAGCGACCACGCCGUUAUAGCUACGUCUCUUCUCUACAGAUUAAAACCAAACAUUUAUAUAUAAUACAUCAGUGUUAUUUAACUAAUUUUAGCCAACAUGAGAAGAUCGUGUGCUAUUUACGCCACCGGGAUUGUGUGCGCUCAUCUGCUCAUAGUGGGAAUCGCCCUGAUGGUGGCUCAAGUCUUCCAAACAAUGAUUCAGGAGAGGAUAAAAAAGGAAAUCACCCUGGCUGAGAACAGUCGAGUACUGGAGGGCUGGAUAAACCCUCCACCCCCAGUUUACAUGCAGUAUUUCUUCUUCAAUGUUACUAACCCUCAAGACUUCUUGGAAGGCAAGGCAAAGCCUCAUGUCACACAAAUGGGACCUUAUACAUACAGGGAAUACAGGCCCCGAGAGAACGUGACAUUCUUGGAAAACGGCACGAAGAUCUUUGCCACGAAUCCCAAGAGUUUUGUAUUUCUUCCGGAAAUGUCUGUCGGAGACCCCGAGGUGGACCUCUUGACCACUCCCAACAUCCCAGUCAUUGCUGUCAUGAACGAAAUGCACUCCUAUUCUUUUUACAUCCGCCCGCUGAUCUCUAUAUGGAUGAAAUCACUGGGCGUUGACCUGUUCAUGACACGCACCAUUCACGAGUUUCUCUGGGGUUUCAAGGAUCCACUGAUGAGUAAACUUCAUGCCUUGAAGCCUGAGGUGGAUGAAUACUUUGGCCUGAUGUACAAGAAAAAUGGAACCCAUGAAGGUGAAUUUGUCUUCCAUACUGGAGAGAAGAACUACAUGGACUAUGGCAAGAUCGACACCUGGAAUGGAAUAAGACAGAUGACAUGGUGGUCAUCGGAGCAGAGCAACAUGAUUAACGGCACGGACGGCAGCGUAUUCCACACCUUCCUGUCCAGAGAUGAGCUGCUCUACAUCUUUGCUGCGGAUCUCUGCAGGUCGAUCCAUCUGGGAUAUGUGCAUGAUACAGAGGUGAAGGGGAUUCCAGCAUUCCGCUUUGCUCCUCCCGCUGAUGUCCUAGCUGCGCCAAAUGAGAAUCCCGCCAACGCUGGCUUCUGCGUGCCUGCUGGAGAAUGCCUGAGUAAAGGAGUGCUUAAAGUCAGCGUGUGUCGCGAAGGAGCACCUAUAGUUGUUUCAUUCCCACAUUUCUACCAAGCUGAUACAAAGUACAUUGAUGCCAUUGAUGGGAUGAGUCCAAACAAGGAAGAGCACGAAACAUAUCUUGACCUUAACCCGACGACUGGGGUCCCUAUUCGUGCCUGUAAGAGAGCCCAGCUCAAUGUUAUAAUGAAGAGGGUACCUGGCUUCCCUCAAACACGUCUCCUGAACGAAACCAUCUUCCCUAUUAUGUAUGUCAAUGAGACGGCGACCAUCGAUGAUGACUCUGCCUCCCAAAUGAGAACUCUGCUGCUGAUCAUAACCAUAGUGUCCAACUUCCCCGUCAUCAUUGUGGGCAUGGGCGCCAUAUUACUGCUCAUCUUCAUCUUCUUGGUGUGCAGGAACCGUCAAAGAAAGAAUGAAGUAAAACGUAUUGAUUUUACCGAAGCUUUUCAUUCUUUUGCUACGGCGAAAGACGAUACGGCCUACACUCCGGUCAGCAGCAAAUCAGACGAGUCGCCCGAAUCCCACAGCAACCAGCCUCUGAAGAACGGCUCCUACAUCGCCAUGUCACCAGUAGAAGCCCAGAAGUGUUGAUAAAGAUCACUGCGUGGCGUUCCCGCUGAGGGGAUCCACUUGUGUGACUCUCUUUUCCUCUUUUCACCUUUUGAUUCUUUCCACUGUGCAACACGUUCAGGCAGGUCAGCUCCUAGAAACACCACGGUCGAACAAGACGCCACUUCUUUCUACAGGCGUCUUUACGGACCACCUUUCUUCUGCUGACGUUCUUUUUGCUGUUGAAGCAUGGCCUUCUUGACCUGCCAUAUUUUUGAAACAACAAAAAUCGUACUACUCAAAAACACAGUGCUGUUUAUCUAGUCACUUCCUCCAGGUCUGCUGACACUGACACUAUUGUUGACUAGACACAAAGUGAACAAACUGAAAACACCUGCUCGCCUUGUGGGACCGUAUGCCCAUGUGCAUGUUCACCACUCUGUAGUUUCUGUUUAACCUUGUUUAACAUGGAGCUGUGAACAAAGGGAGAGUGUUUAGCGUGAACACAUCCAGGCUGCUAGGAGAAGCCAUCUUGAACACCAGUGUAUAGGCAUCGGCAAGUCUCUUAAAGUGUAUGAUGAAAGUUUAUUGCCACACUACUGUAUUGAAGUCUGUGCAGUCAGACGUCAUCUAAUGAAGGUCUUUAUUUGCCAUAUCUUAACAUUUCAUAGAACAUAAGGCAAGCGUUAUUGUUUGCCUCUUCAACUAGUGUUUAAAAAAGCUAAAGGGUCGAGUGCAGUUAUGGUCGUGGGUGUGAUUGCGUGCGUGUCUGUUUUUUUUAAUGUAUGUGUAGGAAGGCAGGCAUGUUGGUGCUUGCAUAUGUGUUAAUCUCACUGCUGUGAGCUGAUUUCUAAAGAGCAGUGUGCUCUCUUAACCGUCAUACAGUGCCAAGUAAUGGUCCACUAGAUUUCAAAGGUCCCGUCUAAACAUGUUAAAAUGUCAUACUCUAGAUAAAUUGCCCAUAGUAUGCCAGAUCUGGUCAUUUCGCUCACUCCUUCAGCCUACGCCUGAUUCAGAGGGUCUCCUCGUCGUGCUAUGAAAAUUAGCUUUCAUUCCUCUUUUCUGAAAGGAAAGAAAAGCAAGCUUACAAAUCGCACAAGUGAGACUUGAACCUGCUCUCUGCCUUACACGUGUGAGUUUGCUGCGUGAAAGGGCUUUGUAACGUAGUAACGUGAGACCACCUUCGAUCAAAUCCAGUCUGUAGUCAAAAUAUCUGCAAGUCAUCAAUCAAGCCCUUGUGUCCUGUUUAAGGCAUCUAAUCUCCAACUCAGAGAAUGCACAACUAGAUCGACCUCCUUUACUCAGGCGGUUGUUUACAGCCUCUUAUCUCUAGUGACUUUGAGGGCUGACGACUGAAAUUCAACAGUCAUGAGUUCUGUACAUUGUGUGCAUGUUACUUCAGUUCAACUCUGUGAGGCAAUGGGCAAAUUAAGACCCAUGAUUGAUCUGGCACUGAAACACUCUAUGUCCUGUUGAUUUUGUUGCUGUCGAUUCUGUCCACGAUGUUUAAACCUGAAGCAUUUCAGAAGUGAGUAAAUGCCAUGAAAAGAAUCUACUUGGCAAAGGAAAAAGUGCACUUUUUCUAAAAAAAUGAUCCUGCACAUUUAAUGUGCAAUUCAGUGCAGUGGUCCUCACUUGCAUUUCAGAGAUGUGCCCAAAUAUCUGUUUGUCUGCGUGCUUUUGUUUUCUCUGUGUAUCUCUUUCUUUGUUUUUUCUUGUAUGUACUGAUACAAAAUCUAGUCUUCUUAGUCGGCAUAUCAUUUCUGCUAACAGAUUCUCAAAUGCUACACACAGAUAUAGUUGUAUUAUAGUUGUAUUAUUAUGAAAAUAUUUCAUAUGCAUUUGUACAAAGGAUCAGUAUAGAGCCAUACCAUGCCAAACUUUUUUGGUACCAUCUUUAACAAAUUGUGAGUUAUCUAUCCAUAAGUUCAGAUUUGGAAAUGUUACGUUCUACAUAUUUUCUGUUAUUUGUUGCCAUCAAGGUCUAUGUUUCAUUCAGUAUUGUGUCAAAUUGUUCAGACAUGUUUUGUAUGUUUUUUUUUUUUUUUUUUUUUUCCCUUUUUGAAAUGAAAUUUUGAACUGGAUAAGAAUAGCCUUGUGCAUACUGAGUGUUAGUGCUAUAGCUAGUAAACAAACGGAGGUGCAAGGAAAGUAACUGGAGCAUUUAUGUGAACACCUAUGGCCUUCUUGGUGUGCUUUUGUAGUCAGAAGUACACUGAUUUCCAGCAAUGGCCUUUAUAAAAGUAUAAACCCAGAAAGCUGUGGACGAGCCUGCUGGUCCUCGUUACCCCGAAGUGGAACGUUCCACUCGUCCUGACUUGAAAUUUUAAGCUCUCCAACCUGAGCCAUUUCCACACUCUACUGACUUUUGAGCCCAAACCUUCUCGUUGCUUCACUCAGCUGUACACUCGACCAAAGAUAACCUUACAGAUACAAGUGUCCCCCAUUUGUUUGCUUUCAUAGAUACAGAUGUAGUUCCAUCAAUUUGCCAAUUUACAACACUCAAGGGCAAAAGGCAAAAGAAAGUCAACAAAGUAUUUUUUAGAUAAUACUAAGGGAGAUUUCUACAGCGUUUGUAACAACUCUCAGCGCUGCAACAACACUCAGAAUUAUGUAUUGACACAGCAAUACAUUGUGUAAAGAAAAUUUUGUAAAGCUGAAAAAGGUUUUGUAUCCAAACACAUUUAUGUAUCAUAUUGAGUGAUAUGUUCAUUAUCAGGACUUUGUAUAGUGUUAAUUCUUUUGAUUCUUCCUCAUUUUCUAAUAUUUCACCCAAGUUUUUUCUUUCUAUUUUCUUUCUACCCUCCCCACAGAUUUAUAACGUGGUUCUGAGUGUCGUUCCACAGUUGUGAUGUUAAAACUGUGUAUAUGAUGUGUAAGUUCAGUGGCAGUGAUUGAGAAAGGCUUGUGUGUGUUUUCUCUUUGGUUUGGGAUUUUGAGAGUAAUGACCUCCAGUGCCACAAGUUUCUUAAGAAGCCACUUCUCUGUUUUGUCCGAUGUGGAGUGCCGUAGGAAGGCUGAGUGUCUUUGAGUUUAGUUUUAAAGGGGGAUUACCUUCGUGCCAUACUGAGCACUAGAGAAUUGAACCUUUUAUUUUUGUCCCUUAGAUGAAUGAUGCCCUCCUCCAGGAUGAGACUCUAGUGCCAUUAUAUCCUUGUUUACUAAGUUUUAGGAAUUUACUAAAACAGUGUAGCAGAGUCAGUGUUUUUCAUCACCUGCAUUUCAGUUCACCUUCCCCAUGUGAUGAAGGAUGGUUUUGAUCAUUUCAUGAUAUUUGCUGCUGAAAGAGACAAUCCCCACAUCAUGUUCGGUGCAACAUUAAUUUGAAAAUAAUAUCCAAUUUUAGUUUUGAAAAUUUACACUGCACAGAUGUUUCUGCAAUACCUUUUGUAAACAUUUUUAGUGUCCUUUGCAUAAAAUAAAGUUGCAUUUACUGCAAAA
Pangasianodon hypophthalmus (striped catfish) is the source of this 5768-nucleotide messenger RNA. It is a transcript of the gene scarb2a, whose product is annotated as scavenger receptor class B, member 2a. Gene Ontology annotation, cellular component: cytoplasm; lysosome; membrane. Gene Ontology annotation, biological process: protein targeting to lysosome; receptor-mediated endocytosis. The record is from RefSeq and is a predicted model, not a curated record. The transcript has 13 exons. The coding region runs from base 777 to 2369 and encodes 530 amino acids. Gene Ontology annotation, molecular function: scavenger receptor activity. NCBI's taxonomy places the organism in Eukaryota, Metazoa, Chordata, Actinopteri, Siluriformes, Pangasiidae.